This is a messenger RNA of Arachis duranensis, 1095 nucleotides long. RefSeq lists its product as uncharacterized. Bases 1 to 1095 code for a protein of 364 amino acids. NCBI's taxonomy places the organism in Eukaryota, Viridiplantae, Streptophyta, Magnoliopsida, Fabales, Fabaceae. The transcript is spliced from 3 exons. The record is from RefSeq and is a predicted model, not a curated record.
AUGCAUGAAACUUCUACACAAACAGGAAACAAAUGGCUUAAAGAGAUAUUAGAAGGGAAUAAUAGCCGUUGUUGCAGCAUGUUUAGGAUGGAAAAAGAUGUUUUCAAAAGACUAUGCUAUGAUUUGGAAACAAACUAUGGUUUAUGUGCCUCAAGGAGAAUAAGUGCUACAGAAAUGCUAGCAAUGUUCCUAUUUGUACUAGGAGGUGAAAACUCAAAUAAGUCAACUAAGGAGCGGUUUCAACAUUCCGGUAAAACAAUAAGUCGAAAAUUUGAAGAAGUGCUACAAGCUGUGUGCAAAAUGGCCAUAGACAUUAUACAACCAAAGGAUCGUGAUUUUAAAGAAGUGCCUACAAAAUUAAAGAAUGAUGAUAGAUAUUGGCCUCACUUUAAGGAUGCAAUUGGUGCUAUAGAUGGAACUCAUGUGCCAGUGAUUGUGUCUACUGAAGACCAAAUUCGAUUUAUUGGUAGAAAAGGAAUUCCAACCCAAAAUGUUAUGGCUGCAUGUAAUUUUGAUAUGGAAUUUACUUUUGCUUUGGCCGGUUGGGAAGGGACAGCUCAUGACACAAGAGUAUUUUUAUAUGCAAUUGGUACAUAUGAGUUGAACUUUCCAAAACCUCCACCAGGUAAAUACUAUUUAGUAGAUGCAGGCUAUCCAGAAAAGAAAGGUUAUCUAGGACCAUACAAAGGAGCAACAUAUCAUUUGCCAGAAUUUCGUCGUGCUAAUGGACCUUCUGGAUACUACGAAAUAUAUAACUAUGCUCAUUCUUCACUUAGAAGCGUGAUAGAACGUACAUUUGGAGUUUGGAAAAAGAGAUGGAAAAUUUUACGAGAUAUGCCUAGUUUUAGCUAUAAAAAACAAAUUCAAAUUGUUAUUGCAACAAUGGCUCUGCAUAACUACAUUAGAUGUUAUUCUACAAGUGAUCAUAAGUUUAAAAAAUAUGACCAGAUGGACGUUGAGCUUGAAGAAGAAGAUGGAUAUGGCGAUGAAGGUGAAGCUGAAAAUGGAGUUGAAAAAGUUGGAGAUGAGUUUCUUGGAACUAUGGAGAUGGUUCGAAAUAAUAUAGCAUUAAGUUUGAUUGGUGGAAAAAAUUAG